Aspergillus calidoustus is the source of this 1071-nucleotide messenger RNA. The record is from the annotation of a GenBank genome assembly. Lineage: Eukaryota; Fungi; Ascomycota; Eurotiomycetes; Eurotiales; Aspergillaceae.
AUGCUUCUCUCCUUCCUCCUGACGGCCGGGCUCGCCCGCGCCUACACCGUCACCAAUGUCGAACUAUUCAUGUUCAAGAAUAUUGACCCGAUCGUUUUCCCUGGGCAGUAUGUCAGCCAUAUGCAUAGCUUCUUUGGGUCUGAUGCCGUGAACAUCAAUACUUCCACUUCUGCCGAGCUGCGCGAGGGAUGCUCGACCGCGCGUAAUCCGAAUGAUUUCUCUGUAUACUGGGUCCCCACCCUCUUCCACGUCAACGCCUCCGCCCCGCCAAACAAAACUCACACCCCGAUAACCCCGUACCGCUUCAGCGCCUACUACGAGCUCCUCAACGAAGCCGAAAUCCCCUUCCCGGAGAACUUCCAGGUCGUCGCGGGCAACGCCUCCGCAACCUCCUCAUCAGACCUGAACCCCGACAACGGGAUAACCUGGUUCUGCGAAGGGGACGACGCCGAAGAAAACAAAGAGAAAGCAGCCUUUCCAACGAAAACAUGCUCCACACACCUGCAAACCCUCCUCCUCUUCCCAGACUGCGCGAACCCGGAGACGUUCGAAACGGCGUACUCGAAGAACCCAAGGUCGUUCCCGGGUUAUAACGAGAAUCGCUGCCCUGAUGGUAUGUAUCGGAUCCCGAGACUGCGGUUCUCGAUUCGGUAUGAUCUCAGGGACAUCCUGCCGGAUGGAUGGGAGGGUGCGCCGCCGCCGCUGGAACUCGCGUGUGGAAACGAGUUUUGUAGUCAUGGGGACUUUAUUAAUGGGUGGCUGCCGGAGGCUGCGGAGUAUAUGCUGGAGGAUCCCACCAAGGCGGAGUAUUUCCAGAUCAAGGGGCCGCUUGGGGACGGGGACCAGGGGACUGCUUGUACGAGGGCUGCGGGGGAUAGUGAUCCGGAGCAUGGGACGAGCGAUUAUGCGGAGAGUUUGCGUAUGAUGGCAGGCAGGAGUACGAGUACGAGUAAUGCGACGUCGGCGGCCAAGUUUAAAAGGGGUCAUCAACAUGGGCAUGCACACCGGAGAUAUUAGAUGCUUGAUGGAUAAUUACCACGAUCGAUUCUCCGAGCCCCUCGCUCGGGUGAC